CCAAUUCGCGGGAAGUUUCGAAGGGAGAGAGUAAACGGUGAGCUUCUAUGGCGGCUCAUUGCAAGUCUUUUCCUUUCCCUUGCAGAACAUACCGUAUCGGAGCUAGAAGUGGACCCUUAUCCUCACAGUUAUCUUCGCGUCUCAUCUCAUUUCCUCUGUUCCCAACCGGCCUCCAUCCUGAUACGUUAAAGCUCUCCUCACGCAGGUGGAAUGGUGUGGUUUCUGCUGUAGUUUCUGAAGAGACUGCUGUUGGGUCGAGGUUUUCUGGCACUAAUGCAUUCAAACUUACUUACUUAGAGGGAAAUAGUUGGUUGUGGGAUGUGAGUGGUGUGAAAAUCUUGGUUGAUCCAAUACUGGUGGGUAACUUGGAUUUUGGGAUUCCGUGGCUCUAUGAUGCUGCCAAGAAAUUCUUGAAGAAUUUCCAGCUUAGUGAUCUUCCUCAAGUUGAUUGCUUAUUGAUUACACAAAGUCUUGAUGAUCACUGCCAUUUGAAAACCUUAAAGCCACUGUCAGAAAUGUCGCCAAAUCUUAGAGUCAUUGCAACUCUAAACGCCAAGGCUUUGCUGGAUCCUCUUUUUAGAAAUGUGACGUAUCUAGAGCCUGGUCAGAAUUCUGAAGUUGAAGCAGGAAAUGGUUCCAAAGUCAGAAUUCAAGCAACUCCAGGACCAGUUCUAGGUCCUCCCUGGCAACGACCUGAGAAUGGGUAUCUUGUCAGUUCUCCACAGGGCCAGUUGACCCUCUAUUAUGAACCUCAUUGUGUAUACAAUAAGAAUAUCCUGGAGAAGGAACGUGCUGAUAUAGUUAUCACACCAGUCAUCAAGCAGCUUCUUCCUAAGUUUACAUUGGUUUCAGGACAAGAAGAUGCAGUCCAACUCGCAAAGCUACUCCAUGCAAGUUUCAUUGUGCCAAUGAAAAAUGGAGACCUUGAUAGCAAAGGGAUUCUUGCUACCAUAAUUGAGGCAGAAGGAACAGUUGAAUCAUUCAAGGAGCUUUUGUCAAAGGAACUACCAGAUGCUCAAGUAUUAGAGCCAACCCCAGGUGUACCAUUGGAAAUUCCAUCCCCUUCAAGUCUUCCCUAGCGCAUUUUUUGGUUUUUUU
Molecule: messenger RNA, 1098 nt
Organism: Rubroshorea leprosula
Lineage: Eukaryota; Viridiplantae; Streptophyta; Magnoliopsida; Malvales; Dipterocarpaceae
Source: the annotation of a GenBank genome assembly